Venturia canescens is the source of this 2944-nucleotide messenger RNA. Its product is annotated as ATP-binding cassette sub-family F member 2. The coding region runs from base 160 to 2061 and encodes 633 amino acids. Lineage: Eukaryota; Metazoa; Arthropoda; Insecta; Hymenoptera; Ichneumonidae. The transcript is spliced from 8 exons. Gene Ontology annotation, molecular function: ATP binding; ATP hydrolysis activity. The record is from RefSeq and is a predicted model, not a curated record.
GUCGUCCCGUCGUUCGGAUAUCCCUUUUUUUGGCGCACAAUUAGGUAAUUAACGCACUUUCAAUUGGACAGUUUGACUAAAUCGCUCAAUGAGAAAGAAUUGGAUGGGCCGUUCGACAGUUUAGUCAAUUCGAAUACUCGUUUGCACGAAGAAGAUAGAAUGCCGUCCGACGCCAAGAAAAAGCAACAGCAGAAGAAAAAAGAUGCCGCGAAAGCAAGGCAAUCAGGAAAAAAGCCUGUUGGGACGGCUAAACCCACGGAAGAAGGAAAAGAGCAGAGCCCCGCACUGUCAGAUGUCCAGAACGGUACCAACGGGGCUGCUACCCUCAGCGCUGAAGAGGCUCUUUGCAUGAAGCUGGAAUCAGAUGCGAGACUGAACGCGGAAGCUCGCGCGUGUACAGGUGCUCUUGCCUCCCAUCCUCGCAGUCGUGACAUAAAAAUUUCAAACUUUUCUAUAACGUUUCACGGCUGUGAGCUGCUACAAGACACUAUGCUAGAGUUGAAUUGUGGGAGACGCUACGGUUUGUUGGGUCUGAACGGCUCUGGAAAAUCGACGCUUCUCUCGGUGGUAGGAAAUCGAGAAGUUCCGAUCCCCGAUGCGAUCGACAUCUUUCAUCUGACGAGGGAAAUGCCAGCGAGCAACAAGACUGCUCUUGAAUGCGUCAUGGAGGUCGACGAGGAGCGUAUACGUUUAGAAAAACUGGCCGAAGAGUUGGUCGACUGCGGCGAGGAAGAUGCCCAGGAACAAUUGAUGGACGUGUAUGAGCGAUUGGACGACAUGUCAGCUGAUACGGCCGAGGCACGAGCCGCUGGUAUACUUCAUGGUCUAGGCUUUACAUCAAAAAUGCAAAGAACACCGACAAAAGAUUUUUCCGGUGGAUGGCGCAUGAGGAUCGCCUUAGCUCGUGCUCUCUACGUUAAGCCUCAUUUGCUUUUGCUCGACGAGCCGACUAAUCAUCUCGAUUUAGAUGCUUGCGUAUGGCUCGAGGAAGAACUCAAAACGUACAAAAGAAUUCUUGUUAUAAUAUCUCACUCGCAAGAUUUUCUUAAUGGCAUUUGUACCAACAUUAUUCACGUAAACAAAAAGCAGCUCAAGUAUUACACCGGUAAUUACGAGGCAUUUGUCAAAACGAGAAUGGAACUUUUGGAGAAUCAAGCGAAGCAGUAUAACUGGGAACAGGACCAGAUAUCACAUAUGAAGAAUUACAUAGCUCGUUUCGGUCACGGUUCAGCGAAACUGGCGCGACAGGCUCAAUCAAAAGAAAAAACUCUUGCGAAAAUGGUUGCUCAGGGACUUACGGAAAAAGUAACGAGCGACAAAGUUCUCAAUUUUUACUUUCCUUCCUGUGGUGGAAUACCCCCACCGGUUAUCAUGGUGCAAAAUGUUAGUUUCCGCUACAACGAAGAUUCCCCAUGGAUCUACAAAAACCUUGAGUUUGGCAUUGAUCUGGAUACGAGACUGGCUCUGGUCGGUCCAAACGGAGCAGGAAAGAGUACGCUCCUCAAACUCCUCUACGGAGAGUUGGUUCCAUCAAGCGGUAUGAUUCGUAAAAAUAGUCAUCUUCGUAUCGCGAGAUAUCAUCAGCAUCUUCACGAACUACUUGACCUUGACGUUUCCCCUCUGGAUUACAUGAUGAAGGCUUUUCCGGCGGUAAAGGAACGCGAAGAGAUGCGCAAGAUAAUUGGUCGUUACGGUUUGACGGGCCGUCAGCAGGUCUGUCCCAUUCGUCAAUUAUCCGAUGGCCAACGCUGUCGCGUUGUAUUCGCUUGGUUGGCUUGGCAAGUACCUCACUUGUUGCUUUUGGACGAACCGACGAAUCAUCUUGAUAUGGAAACCAUCGACGCUCUCGCUGACGCUAUAAACGAUUUCGACGGAGGAAUGGUUCUUGUUUCUCACGACUUCAGACUCAUUAAUCAGGUUGCCGAAGAAAUUUGGGUAUGCGAAAAUGAGACGGUGACAAAGUGGCAAGGAGGUAUUCUCGAUUACAAGGAACACCUGAAAUCGAAAAUUCUUAAGGACAACCAGAAACGUCAAAAAGACAUUAUCAAUCGGGGAAAGUAGUGGGGAAUUUAUAUUUCGAGAUUCGCAACAACACAAAACUAAAACAAAACUCCUCCCUCGCCACCUUCGAAGCUCUUCUUUGUUCCAAUGCGCAUUCUCGGUCACCUUCCUCCUGUGUAGGAAUAAUUAUAAAUAAUAAACAAUCACCACUCGCAAUAUGCGCUGCUGUGCUAGCGUCUGCCGUGGUGACCCAGCCCAAGUAGUUAAUUUAUUUAAAUAUAAUGCAAUAAUCGGCAAAUUCAUUAAAGAUUAGUAGUUAUUCGAAGUGAGUUUUGAAAAUGCCAGUCCCCCGUAACGGAUCGAAUAUUUUGUUGUUUCAAAACUCGAAUACCCGUUUUAAGGAAUCAUUGAAAUUGAAUAAAUCGGAGAAUUUUUCGUGCGCACGAUCAGAGAAACUAUAUUGUGGAGUAAAGAAAAUAAGGACACUGACCGUUUUAAUCGGUGAAUACGCUCGGGUUUAUUAAAAAUAUUUUUUCCUCUACAAAUUUCAUAGUUUUUACUUUUUUUCCAACUUCAAUAAUAUCCGAUAACAAUAUUUUUUACAAUUCUAAUUUAUAUAAAAUGUAUCCAUACACUCGUACACGUACACACACACACACACACACACACACACACACACACACACACACACAGAGGCACGCAUACAUGCAAUAUUACAAUGGCGAAUUAGCGAGCAUAAUUGACAUUAAAAACAGGUCAGUGUAAUUUUGGAAGACGCAGAGUCGGAUGAAGCGAUUGAAACAUUCUCAAGUUUCCCAAUCGAUCUAUCGUUUAUCACAAUAAAGCUGUUUUUUUUUCUCAGAAACUAUGAGUCUCGUGUCUGUACAAUUUAUCAAGAGCUACGCCAAGAGAAUAAUACAAUAAAGAGUAUUGAAGUUUUAAA